CUAGCUAAGCAAAUCAAUGGGUUCGGAUUAUCAAUCCCGGAUUCCGGUCAUCAAUUUCUCGACGAUCAGUUCGGUCGAAGUGGACCGAGGAACCGAAGAGUGGUACCAUCUGUGCAAGGUGGUACGGGAGGCUUGUGAAAGUUAUGGUUGUUUUGAAGCAUUAUAUGAUAAAAUAACUAGGCAGUUACGAGCCGAGAGCUACUCAAUGACAAGGCAACUUUACAGCCUUCCCUUGGAGACUAAGCAGAAAAACUUUAAUCCAAAGCCAUAUCACGGAUACGCUGGGGGCUUUGUCCAAAUUCCCUUGUACGAGAGUUUUGGCAUUGAAGAUUCCUCCAACUAUGAAUCUGUCAAGAGCUUCACACAACUCAUGUGGCCUAAUGGAAACAGCCAGUUCUGCAACACUGUCACGGCUAUGACAAAGCGACUGGAAGAGUUGAACCAUAUAAUUGAGUGCCUUAUUCUGGACAGUUAUGGUGUAAAAGCUGAGAAAAUAUCACCCAAUUCAGUAAUAAUGGAAUGUAAGACUCUCUUAAGGGUAAUGAAAUACAGAGCUCCUCCAGAAAGGGAGGAUACGAUUGGGCUGCAUCCACAUGUUGACAAACUAAAGAGCACAAUCCUGUGUGACGACCACAUUGCUGGCCUUGAAGUUGAAACCAAAGAUGGCCAAUGGCUCAAGUUGUCCCCAUCUCCUCACUCCUACAUCUUUCUUGUUGGAGAUCCUCUUAUGGCGUGGAGUAAUGGGAGAAUGCACGCUGUGAGGCAUCGGGUGAUGAUGAGUGGAGAAAAAGAUCGUUAUUCCUUGGCAGGAUUUACAGUUCCAAUAGAAGGUACCAUUGUGAAGCCACCAAAAGAGCUUGUUGAUGAACAACAUCCCCUAAUUCUUAAAGAGUUUGAUUUCAUGGAUUUUCUUAUGUUCUCACACUCUGAUCAAGGAAGGGCCAUAGACUCCGAAAAACAAUUAUUUUCCUACGCUGGAAUAUAGCGGCCUCAUGUAAUUUCAACAAUCUAUCGUCGUCGUCGUCGUUUUUUUUUUUUUUCUUUUCUUCCUUUUUUUUUUUCCCCCUUUUCUGGUUAUGAUGAACUAUACUUUGUCUUUUACCUUUACCAUCCAUUGUUAUGUGUAUGCAAUAAAUA
Messenger RNA from Morus notabilis, 1137 nucleotides. RefSeq names its product probable 2-oxoglutarate-dependent dioxygenase AOP1. Gene Ontology annotation, molecular function: dioxygenase activity. The record is from RefSeq and is a predicted model, not a curated record. The transcript is spliced from 3 exons. Bases 17 to 985 code for a protein of 322 amino acids. Lineage: Eukaryota; Viridiplantae; Streptophyta; Magnoliopsida; Rosales; Moraceae.